Molecule: messenger RNA, 4461 nt
Organism: Drosophila melanogaster (fruit fly)
Lineage: Eukaryota; Metazoa; Arthropoda; Insecta; Diptera; Drosophilidae
Gene: Ets21C
Product: Ets at 21C
Exons: 4
Coding region: 598-2025 (475 amino acids)
Biological process (GO): DNA-templated transcription; regulation of transcription by RNA polymerase II; regulation of DNA-templated transcription
Cellular component (GO): nucleus
Molecular function (GO): sequence-specific DNA binding; DNA binding; DNA-binding transcription factor activity
Source: RefSeq, marked reviewed
UCGGAUCAGGGCCAGAGCGAUCGAAGAUCGGCGAUCUGGAGUGGAAUACGGCGCUACUCUUAACCCGAUCGGCGGAUCUGUAAUCGGUCGAUGCAAUAACGGUUAUUAAACGUUUCCAAUCGCAAACUUUCCGCGAAAGAUUUCCGCGAUUUGCGGCACGUGGAAAGCCUGCCGCUGACUCCACUUGUCCGGUCAGCAGGUGAAAUACCCUGACUAUCUCGGGUGAAUCAUCCAGCCAGACGAACACACAUCCUAAAUCCGUUUCAACCGGUUGCAGGCUACCAAUAAACGCAAUAAUGCGAAAGUGUGAUUCCUAGAAUAUUAUGAUUAAACAGGGCCAAAGUGAAGUGAAUAUUCUAGUAGUGCAAAAGGGCGCCAAAAACAUAAACAAUAAAGUGUAAUUAAGUGCACUUACCAAAAAUCAAGCUGGUAUAAUGAAAUCUUAGUGAAAAUCAAACAAUAAGCAAAUAUAGAUUAGAUGAAUUUAUAUGCCAACCGAAUAAUGUCAAAGAAAAGUGAAACGGUAAAGCUACCAAAAGUCUUUAGCUAAUAGCUGAUAUUGCACUUUCGAAGUGGGAGCAGGAACAUCCCAGCUUAAUGGCCAUUCUACAGAAUAGCCGCCAGAGCCACAAGCAACUCCCAAUCAUCAGCCAGACGAUUCGCAGUGCUUGGUGCCAACAGAGGCCGAUUAAUGCCAUGCAUCAGGAUGUCCGGCAAAAAAGCAUCGGAUCCGGAAACGAGACCAAACUGGAAGCGAAGGAGACGGAAGUUCCCACCAACAGAAGAAGACGCAGAAGGCGUUGCAGCAGUAGCUCCACCAGCGACUCAAGCGCAUCCUCAUAUUCCUCAACAGACUCGGAUUCCGGGUCCUCCACCAGCAGCAGUAGCAUAAGAAGCCAAUUACCCGCCCUCAACUUGCCAGUGCCCCUCCCGCUGGCGACACCCACUCCGCCCGCCGUUUCAUCGCCUCACCAGGCGCCAUCUCCUCGAAGGAACUCCAGCGACUCCAACCGGAGCGUCUCUCCCGUGGAGGUGCCCGUGGAUCCGCACGCUUGGACGCCCGAGGACAUUGCCAGCUGGGUGAGAUGGGCGACGCGCAAGUUCAAACUGGACCCGGAGCCGGAUAUCGACAGGUUUCCCAAGGAUGCCCAGGAGCUGUGCGAUCUGUCUCGCGCGGACUUCUGGGUCUGUGCAGGAUCAAGGCGCGGAGGCAUGCUCCUGGCGCAGCACUUCGCGAUCAGCUUAUACCACGCCACCGGACGGGAGACGAGUCCGAUGCUCAACGACGACGAACCAAAUCCGUACCAGCUGCUGAACGCUGCCUCGCACCGAUUGGUUGCCCAAGGCUCAGGGGGCCAAAUCCAGCUGUGGCAGUUUCUGCUGGAGCUGCUCGCUGAUUCGUCCAACGCGAACGCCAUCAGCUGGGAGGGCCAAUCGGGCGAGUUCCGGCUCAUCGACCCGGACGAGGUGGCCAGGCGGUGGGGCGAGCGCAAGGCCAAACCGAACAUGAACUACGACAAGCUGAGCCGGGCACUCAGGUACUACUACGACAAGAACAUCAUGACCAAGGUGCACGGAAAGCGGUAUGCCUACAAGUUUGACUUCCACGGUCUGAUGGCCGCAUGCCAGGCUCAGGCGCAGGGAGGAGAUCCGGCCUCCAGUAUGCUGGGUUCCUACAAUCACCACGCCGGCGGUGCGAUGCAGUUGGGCCGCCACCCGCCGCCACUGCACCACCAUCCACAGCACUCACAUCCGCACCACCAGCUGGGGCAGCCCCACUUUCUGCACCCGCACCACUCGUCGCCCGCCUCGAACAGCUCCAGCCUGGGAUUCCCCUCGUCCUCGACGGCCUCUUCGCAGGCCUCGCCCGGCCAGGCGCCCGCCUCCUCCUCCGCCUCCACUUCGAAUUUUACUGCUCCAUUCCAAGGUGGGACAGCCGGCGUAGACCCGGCCAGGACGUCCACAUCUUCUGCGGGAAACUACGACCAGGGCCCGGUCACUCCCACCACAAAUGCAUUCAACUGAGCACGCCGCAACCCCAAUUUGUCGCCGGGGUUGUAAGUUCCGAUGGGGCAGGAGGAUGCGCAGGACCACCCACUGCGGCGCAGCAAAGAGCGGAGAGCCACCCUGCAUCCCAGCCACCCAUCCACCCAUCCACCCAGUCCCCCAGCUAUUGGGGGUCAGAGCUUCGGCCGUAAAAAAGGUCAUUUUGUGUAAUUCCAGCUACUUUGGGUUAAUUGAGGAAUUGUGAUAGCCCGUAGCAUCGCAGAGCAAUACUCGGAAACGAGAGCCAAUUUGUUACUUAGCCUGUUAUCCUUCGCUUCUAGUUGUAAGCAGACAUUCGGCAGAGGUCCUUUAUUCCAUACGAGGUCUCAUCAUUAAAUAAUUAUAAGUUCGCACACACAUUAAAUACAUGAAAUCGCAAAUGCAAAACUAGUUCAGAGUGCGCACUGGCUUGGGAUGUGGCCUUGAGUCUCGAGCAUCCCUACACGGAGCACCUGAUGGCCAGAAUGAGGAAGGCCAGGCUGAAGGAAACGAAGGAAAUGCGGUCCACGGCGGUGGCCAGCAGCGCCCAGUCGAACUGGUUGGCCUUGGCGCCCGGCACCUCGGUGUGGUUGAUGCCCAGCGGACUGGACUCCUGCUCGUCCGCCUCCUCGUACGGGUGCUCGUCCAUCUCCUUGGUCUUCUCCGCCUGCGACUCGCCGGUGGUGCUGAACACCGAGAGCAGCAGCCACGUGCCCAGGUGCCCGUGCAACAGCUUUCUCAGCGCCUCCGGCAGGCGCCUCUUGUGCUUGCCUGUGGCCAGGUACAGAACUAGAACCUCGACGAUGGUGGAGACGCUCAGAUACAGCAGGCUGGUGCUGUAGAAGAUUACUGCAAUUAUAGGAAUGCCCGGUGAGUGGUCGAACUGAACUGAUGAAAUGGCAAUGGGGAGCACUCACCCACAAGUGGAGUAUUGUUGGACAGCACUGGCAGGAGCUGGGCGAAGUACAUGAGGAAGGCGGCGAUCACGAUGAUGAGCAGGCCGUUGAUCAUGAUCUUCUCGCCGCCCAUGUGGGGAGGCAGCCAGAAGGCUGAGAGGGCCAGGAUGACGAUGCAGGACGCGGGUGUGUAGAUGACGGCCGUGUACAUGGAGGAGCGCCGCUGAGCCGUCAGAGUGUACUCCAUGUAGCCGUAGUAGUCCUGACUGACAAAGUGGGCUCGCGAGUCCACGAUUUCCCACUCCGGUGACUGAACCAGGUCGUCGUGGUCAAGGGACUCUCCUCUCGCCGUGCCGUUCUCCGGCAGGACGACCUUCAGGCCCCAGGAGCCGAUCUUCAACUUGCAGCUCUGCUUGUCGUGGGGCCAGUUGAGCAUGUUGAGUUCGCAGUAGGCCGUGUACACGGCUGGAGGCAUCCACCGGAAGUGGCCAUCGUGGCUGAGGGUCACCUGGGUUUCGGCCAUCAGGCCACCUUCGUCGCCGUUGAAGAGUGUGAUUUGGGGGGUCCAGACCUCGCUGGACUUCAAAGUGAUCUGCGUGAUGUUGUCAUAUUGUGACGGUUGCCACACGCGCUCCUCGUCUCUCCAUCGCUAGAAAACCACGAUUGCUUCUGGUUAGUUGAUUGGAUAUUCAGAUAUUCAUAAAUGCACUACACUUAUUAGCUUUAUAGUACUCUCUCAAAAAAAAAAAAAAACAAAACAAAACAACACUUCAGUUCAGUUCAGAUAACACGCUUUCCAAAAUUGCUUAUCAGAGUUGUGAACUUGAGGGAACUCGGAAAUUAUCUGGUUUCUCAGCUACUCGAGACGAAGGAGAGGACGAAGGAGAGGACUGGACUUACGAGAUUCAGCCAGCAGUGGGUGGUCAGCUUGCCGUUCAACUCGUCGAUGUCUAUGUAGGUGACCACCAUUUCCAGGGACACGUUCGUGGGGGUUCCUUGGAACACCGGCUGCACAUCGCUGUCGUAGUUCGUGAACAGGCCGGCGUGGAGGCGAUCCAGGGCCUUGACAUUGGCGUUCUUGGGGUCCGCGGUGGCUGGAGGGGAUUCGAGAUCACACUUAUCAGCGGCUUAUGCAACUCCGGAGCCGUAAACACUUACCAGUGGCGCCUGGCACGGAAGUCAGCCCCAUAAGAAGCAUCCCCAUUAGCAUUUGCAGCAGUAGUGGCAGUCCAGGACCGGAAACUGGUGCCUUUAUCUUGGGAGUCGUCGUCAUUGUUCAGCGCGCCUUUGUUUCGGAUGUACGGUGCUGUGCUCUCGAAAUCUGAAUGGGAACUGAGCUCGGUUUGCGGCUUGGCACAUGGCCGAGGCUCCUCCGAUAUCUCGGUGUUCCUCUGCCGACGCAGCAGAUAAAGCAGCAGCCGACAUAUUUGGGUUUUGUGUGGGAGCCGUGCUCACAUGUACUGACUUCGGGGAGGUUCGAGAGUCAGUUCUCUUAAGAACUUAAUCAAUUCAAAAGCAUUUACAUAUAUCAGCAUAAAAU